CCCGCGGAGGCCCUGACCCCACCGCCGGCGGGCGCUGGCUGAGCUCCGAGGCGGCGAGUCUGCGGCGGGGACGCCCAGAAGGGGUCCGGGCGGCUGGGGGCGGCGGCGGCCGGGUCGGGGCUCCCCCCCCGCCCGCGCUCGCCGCGGCGGUGGUGCGUCCCGGAGGUUACCGGAAGUGGCCGCGCUCGGCGCUGCCAUGUUGAGGAGCCGCCGCUGCCGCUGCCGCCGCCGCCGCCGCCGCCGCUUUGUUGUCGCCUCCUCCGGCUGAGGAGGCUCCCCGAGCGGGGGGAGUGGGGAGGAGGGGGGUCGGCCGCCGCAGCCAUGGAGGCCAACUGGACCGCGUUCCUGUUCCAGGCCCAUGAAGCCUCCCAUCACCAACAGCAGGCAGCACAGAACAGCUUGCUGCCCCUCCUGAGCUCUGCUGUGGAACCCCCUGAUCAGAAACCAUUGCUUCCAAUACCAAUAACUCAGAAACCUCAAGCAGCACCAGAAACAUUAAAGGAUGCCAUUGGGAUUAAAAAAGAAAAACCCAAAACUUCAUUUGUGUGCACUUACUGCAGUAAAGCUUUCAGGGACAGCUAUCACCUGAGGCGCCACGAGUCCUGCCACACAGGGAUCAAGUUGGUGUCCCGGUCAAAGAAAACUCCCACUACGGUGGUUCCCCUCAUCUCCACCAUCGCUGGGGACAGCAGCAGAACUUCGUUGGUCUCAACCAUUGCUGGCAUCUUAUCAACAGUCACUACAUCUUCCUCGGGCACCAACCCCAGCAGCAGUGCCAGCACCACAGCUAUGCCCGUGACCCAGUCUGUCAAGAAACCCAGUAAGCCUGUCAAGAAGAACCAUGCCUGCGAGAUGUGUGGGAAGGCCUUCCGAGACGUGUACCACCUCAACCGGCACAAGCUCUCCCAUUCGGACGAAAAGCCCUUCGAGUGUCCUGUUUGUAAUCAGCGCUUCAAGAGGAAGGACCGGAUGACUUACCAUGUGAGGUCUCACGAAGGAGGCAUCACCAAACCCUAUACUUGCAGUGUUUGUGGGAAAGGCUUCUCGAGGCCUGACCACUUAAGCUGUCACGUAAAACAUGUCCAUUCAACAGAAAGACCCUUCAAAUGCCAAACGUGCACUGCUGCCUUUGCCACCAAAGACAGACUGCGGACACACAUGGUGCGCCACGAAGGCAAGGUAUCGUGUAACAUCUGUGGGAAGCUUCUGAGUGCAGCGUACAUCACCAGCCACUUAAAGACACAUGGGCAGAGCCAAAGUAUCAACUGUAAUACAUGUAAACAAGGCAUCAGUAAAACAUGCAUGAGUGAAGAGACCAGCAACCAGAAGCAGCAGCAGCAGCAGCAACAGCAGCAGCAGCAGCAACAUGUGACGAGCUGGCCAGGGAAGCAGGUGGAGACACUGAGACUGUGGGAAGAAGCUGUCAAAGCAAGAAAGAAAGAAGCUGCUAACCUGUGCCAAACCUCCACGGCUGCUACGACACCUGUGACUCUCACUACUCCAUUCAAUAUAACGUCCUCUGUGUCGUCUGGGACGAUGUCAAACCCAGUCACAGUGGCAGCUGCAAUGAGCAUGAGAAGUCCAGUAAAUGUUUCAAGUGCAGUUAACAUAACCAGCCCAAUGAACAUAGGGCACCCUGUAACUAUAACCAGUCCGUUAUCCAUGACCUCUCCUUUAACACUCACUACCCCAGUCAACCUUCCCACCCCUGUCACUGCUCCAGUGAAUAUAGCACACCCUGUCACGAUCACAUCUCCAAUGAACCUGCCCACACCUAUGACGUUAGCUGCCCCUCUCAAUAUAGCAAUGAGGCCUGUAGAGAGCAUGCCUUUCUUACCCCAAGCUUUGCCUACAUCACCACCUUGGUAAACAGUAUUAUAAAAUCAAAAUAUGGGUUAAAGUAAAUAUUUACCAGCAACUUACUUUUAGUUUAUUAAAGCAAAAAGUAAACCAUGAAAUCGGGAGAUUUUAUUACAUUAGUUAAUAAUAGUGUAGUAGCAUUUUUCUCCAAUUUGGCUGGGAUUAUUCAAAGUAGGGUGUGUAUGUAACUUAUCACUGGACCACUUUAGUCUAAUCAGAAAUUCCUUUUAGCUGACAGCAUUGCUUAAACAGGAUAGUAGUUGGCAAGAUAAAAUGCCAGAAUUAAAACCAAUCAUAAAAAAGCAAAACCCAUUUCAAAAUAAAAAAACAGCAUUAUUGUUUCUAAUCCCAAGAAAUCAUUUUAUUCUAAACACUAGCAAAACUCUUCUCCCCAUAUAAAGUGGAUGGGUGGAUGGCUGAUUUUAACCUGAAGUCCUAAAUCCACAGAUAGAGAGCUAGUGUAGAAUUGUCUGUGUUUAUUGUUUUUAUGAGUAAAUACAUGCAUUGUCAUAAUAAAAUGCAUUUCAGAGAAUAUGCAUUUUACCUUUGGGAAUAUGUUAAUUUCAGGCAGCAUUCCCUAUGGGAAAGGUGAUACCAGCUCUGAUAUGCAAAGCAUAUGAUAAUUUAUCAUUCUAACUUCAACAUAUAAUAGGGAUUGUGACCUGAUAUUUGGAGAUGUAAAUAUUGCUCAGCAUAUUAAUCCUGAUGGAAUAUAGCAUUGUAGUUGACUUUUUAAAAAAAAAAAAAAAAUUAAAAAAACAACAACAACAAC
Leopardus geoffroyi (Geoffroy's cat) is the source of this 2632-nucleotide messenger RNA. It is a transcript of the gene VEZF1, whose product is annotated as vascular endothelial zinc finger 1. Gene Ontology annotation, biological process: regulation of transcription by RNA polymerase II. Gene Ontology annotation, cellular component: nucleus. Gene Ontology annotation, molecular function: RNA polymerase II cis-regulatory region sequence-specific DNA binding; DNA-binding transcription factor activity. The record is from RefSeq and is a predicted model, not a curated record. Bases 322 to 1869 code for a protein of 515 amino acids. Lineage: Eukaryota; Metazoa; Chordata; Mammalia; Carnivora; Felidae. The transcript is spliced from 6 exons.